This is a messenger RNA of Stegastes partitus (bicolor damselfish), 3383 nucleotides long. RefSeq names its product receptor accessory protein 2 (gene reep2). The transcript is spliced from 8 exons. Gene Ontology annotation, molecular function: taste receptor binding; microtubule binding. Gene Ontology annotation, cellular component: endoplasmic reticulum membrane; cytoplasmic microtubule; endoplasmic reticulum tubular network. Gene Ontology annotation, biological process: endoplasmic reticulum tubular network organization. The coding region runs from base 246 to 1082 and encodes 278 amino acids. The record is from RefSeq and is a predicted model, not a curated record. NCBI's taxonomy places the organism in Eukaryota, Metazoa, Chordata, Actinopteri, Pomacentridae.
CCUUUAAGAGACAGUGUUUCCAGCAGCACAGAUCGGACCAGCUCGGAGCUUCACACUGCAGAGAACAUCCACAGCUGCCGUUACCUGACAGCUCCGCUCCGCUCGGCUCGGCUCGGCUCGGCUCGGCAGACACCGGGCCGGCUCACCACGGAACACAACAGCGUCCUGCAAGGGGGAAUGGGGGGCACCUAGCCCGUUCUGCUAGCCGACUUACAUUUCCUAGAAGCGGAGAAGGCUCCAGCAAGAUGGUAUCCUGGAUCAUUUCGAGGAUAGUUGUCCUUGCCUUUGGGACACUCUACCCGGCGUACUCCUCAUACAAGGCUGUCAAAACGAAGAAUGUGAAGGAAUAUGUAAAGUGGAUGAUGUACUGGAUAGUAUUUGCGUUGUUCACGACAGCAGAGACGGCCACAGACCUGCUCCUAUCAUGGUUUCCAUUUUACUUUGAGCUAAAGAUUGCUUUUGUGAUCUGGCUCCUGUCCCCAUACACCAAGGGCUCCAGCGUCCUCUACCGCAAGUUUGUCCACCCAACCUUGUCCAACAAAGAGAAGGAGAUAGACGAAUACAUAGCACAGGCCAAAGACAGGAGCUAUGAGACCAUGAUGAGGUUCGGAAAGCGGGGUCUCAACCUGGCUGCUAAUGCUGCCGUCACUGCAGCCACCAAGGGGCAGGGUGUUUUGUCAGACAAGCUGCGGAGUUUCAGCAUGCAGGACCUGACUCUGAUCAACGCCGAGGACGAGCUGGCUCUGCACACUUCAGAUGCCCGCAUGAGACGGGACCCCAUGGACGAGAUGAGCUCAGGGUCCAGCACGCUGCCACGCGCCAAGAGCACUGCUGCGCGCCAGACUCGCUCUCUAGCAGCCGCAUCCCUUGCCGAUGACACGUCAUCCCAACACAGCUCUGACCUGUCAGACACAAGGACUGAACACUCUGAUGAAGAUGUGGGAGACAAAGCCCCCAAACGCAGUACCAACACCAAGGCAACCAAGAAACCUGCUGCUGCUAAGACAGAGGCUCAAACCAAGACAGUGAAGAAGCCGGCCAAGAAAAAGACGACGGCUAAUAAUGCAGAGACGCCACCAUGAGUCCUGCUGUCCACGUCCGCCGACCUACACUCGCUCCACCUACAGCCUGCAGUCUCUUCUUCCCGUUUGGUCUCCACACAAACGCAUACACACUAUAUAGAUAUAUAUCAAUACCAAGCACCAAAACUGUGUCAAUCUUGCUGGUUUAGGUCAGGAACAGUUUUUUUUUUUCUUCCAUGUACUGCCUUGCUGCAUAUUUUUGUCUCACUCUGUAAGGUGAGCAUAUGAGAGACUUACCUGUUUUAACGGGAUUUAUUCUUAGAUGUACAUUUAAAACAUUUAAUUUAAACUGGUGAAGUAAUUGAAAAGGCUUGUUUUUGGUUUAACACAUAGAAUCUAAAUCUCAAGUUUCGUUAGUGUUUUGCGAUGCGCACUGUGUCGCCUGCAGUGACGUCCCAGAUCGAGGCUGUCUUUGGUUGAAGUAUUGGCGGUAAAACAUUUCAUAGGUGUCUUGGUUUCCCCUCUGGGCUCGUCCUACAUGGUUCCAGUCGCUCACACAGGCCACAAGUCUUCAUCUUGGUGUGGUCAUUGUGAAAGAAAUCUUUAGAAAGGGUCAUCUUUGGUGCACAGACAACCGAAGCAGUUGUCUUUUUGGGGUAUUGCUUUUAACCGAGGGGGGACAAGAUCAACCUUGAGGCGUGCAGACAUCCUUGAUACUGUUUUAGAUCUCAUCAGUCCUGCUUAUCUGCACCUCGGCUCAUAACAGUGUAGUUUUACAGCACUGUUGGUGACCUAAUCUGUUUUUUUCAACUCUUGGAACUGAUUUUUUUUAAAUUAUUUUUUGCCUCACAGUUUAAAUGUGAGCUUCUCCUCAGUUCGUCUGAAUAUCUGAGCGAGUCAGGCUCCGCUGCAUUCAGGUUUCACUUACAUCCUUACUGUUUUAAUGUGACUUUUGAGUCGCACACAAUGCUGGAGUGGUUUGUUUAGUGCUGGCUUAGUUAUCCUUCAUCUAGACGCUGCUCUUUAGUUGUAUUUGUUUGCGAUCACUAAUUUAUUAAGCUUUGUUUUUAUCCACCUCUUUGCGUCUUGUAUAAUUAGUAAUAAGGAUGAUCACUUGUGCUCAGCUGGGUCUCUUAAGCCAGUGCUGUGACUGAGUCGACCUAACUGGGAGCUCUCUCCCAAAUAAACACAGUAGUCAUAGAUAAGUUGCCAGUGUUUGUGAGGUAACGUAUCUGCUGUCACCACAGUAGUGACAUGUACAUGAUUUGUAUAUUUGCGUUCAACAUUCCAGAGUAAUGGAGUAGCUCUGCACCUUCUUUCACUCCUUUUACCCGACCUUCUCCAUCUUACCAUCCAGGAUGAAGCAAAGCAAUAUGGAAAUAAUGAAACGAACAAAACCAACAUCAGCUGACUGCGAGGAAUGGUUUUCUCAUCCCCGUGUUGCAGCCUCAGAUGUGGAGGGAGAGUCAGAGCAGGCUGUGGGUGUCUCUAAACACACUGGACUUGUGGUUGCCAGCCACUGCAUUUUCAUGGUUUCGUCCGAAUGCACUGAAAUGGGAAAUUUAAAAGCAUGAAGCUACGUCUGCGCUCAUCACUGCUGUCUGCGGUGUGACACUAGUUUGAACCAGUAGAGGGAGACAAACCACAACCUCAACUGUUGGCGAAGUUACUUAACAAUAUGUAAACUCCAUGUAAAUAGUUACCUUGACUGUAUAUACAGUAUGAGCUUGCUUGCCUUAUUCAUUCUCUGGGCUUAAAUCGCUGAAGUUUUUUAAAAAAAAAUCAUUUGUGUGCUUUUUUUUGGAUUCCUAGUCUUGACAAAUCACAUGUUCUGAGACCAGAGGAACCUCGGACUUUAUCACUAUAGACUUCUGGUGUUGGAAGUGAUAUUUGUAUUUUAAAUUAACAUGUCGACUUUUCUUUCUGUCUUUUUUGUUAAGACAUUUUAACUUUUCUGUGUCACACAGCAGGGACUCUGCAGAUCCUGAAGUGAUGCUUGUACAUUCACAACCUGCUAUGUUCUCUACUCGGACUGGUUGCAAAGUACUUUAGGGCCAAAAGUUAGAAACCAGCCUGUUUUCUUUUUCUUAAUUUAAUGUUUGCACUGAAUAAAAAGAAGACGUCACAUACCCCAGAUCCAGCUCCGCUUUUUAUCUUGUGUCAGUUUUGGAUAUUUAUUGUUGAUUACUUUCAGUUUGAAAUCAGUAUUGUAUACAGGAAGUUCAUUUGUAUAUUGUUUGUGCCAAUUCUCAAAGCUCCAUAUCAAAAGGAUAAGAGUGUGUGAGUGUGUGUGCUGGCACAAUGGUACCUAACAAGGUCAUGUAUCAGUGAAUAAACUACUAAUAAAGGAAAUGAAACCUG